AUGGGCGGACCCAAUCCAUCACUUGAGGAUCUGCUGCAGAGCCUGAAGAUUAAGGGCGAUGAUCUGGGGGGCAUUUUCGUCCCCAAGGCGGAGGUCGAGGCUCUGAAAGAAGACUCGAAGUGGAUGGCGGUGCUGAAGGUGCUGACAACGAAAACUUUCAGCGCAGCUUCUCUGAAGCAAACGUUGCGUUUUGCAUGGGCUCCGGCGCAGGAGAUCACCUUUCGCGAUCUGGAGAACAGCAGCUUUAUUGUUCAGGCCAAGUGUCUUAGAGACUGGCAAAGGAUUACCGAUCAUGGUCCCUGGCUGUUCAGAGAGCAGGGGGUCCUCAUUGAGAAAUACGACGGCUGCUGCAAAGCAAUGUCGGUGGAGCUGAACAUGAUUCAUGCCUGGGUACAAAUUCACGAUGUGCCUGAACUAUUCCGUAAGAAGCACAUUAUGACUGACCUGGCGGCAAAGGUUGGUCAGCUUUUGGCGGUGGAUAUGACGGGAGGAGAAUUUGCCUGGGCUCGUGUGUGGCUGGACGUAAGGAAGCCCCUUACUCGCUUCGUGACAACUAGGCCGAAAGAGGAGUCUCCGGUGUUCAUGAGGGUGAAGUAUGAGAAGAUUCCCAAGUACUGUGCGGUAUGUGGCUUCCUGGGCCAUGUGAAGGAAGAGUGUGGCUCUGGGGAACACCCACUGGAGGCCGAGGGUUUUAGCACUUGGCUGCUAGCCGAUACGCUGUGGAACCGAGGAAAGCUACAGAGUGCGGGGGAGGGUUUGAAUAAGCCUGCGCGACGUGAUGAUCGCUCGGUGCCAGGAGCGGGUGGCCGUGAUGGUCGCUCGGCUCGUGGCGAGGGGGGUAGAGGUCGUGGACGUGGGAGCGGCCGUGGCCGGUCUGAAGCUCUGCAGGGCAUGGACAACCGAAAGCGCAACUCGGCCGAAGCAAAGUUAUCUGAAGUGAGCCCUGUCAAGGACGCCAACACAUCGGCGGCUCCGUUGAUGUUGGAAUGGAAAUCUGCAUCCGAGGUCGGUGUUGCAGGAGAGAAGGGGGCUAGAAAGCAACUAGAGUUUGAAGUCCAAGAGGCGGAGAAGGUCUAUACGCCCCUUGUGGGCACCCCACCACCCCCGCCGUCUGCGCGGGAAAAGAAGUGUUCUAAGAAGCAUACUCAGGCAAAGCAGAACCUGGACUCUACUGUAAUGGCGGGCUCCGCUGUGGAGCACCGCCCGAUCCAAUGA
Molecule: messenger RNA, 1215 nt
Organism: Lolium perenne
Lineage: Eukaryota; Viridiplantae; Streptophyta; Magnoliopsida; Poales; Poaceae
Source: RefSeq, a predicted model, not a curated record